Messenger RNA from Symbiodinium sp. CCMP2456, 618 nucleotides. Lineage: Eukaryota; Dinophyceae; Suessiales; Symbiodiniaceae. The record is from the annotation of a GenBank genome assembly.
GAGCUGACCUUAGCGAGGCUGGUGGAGAAGUGGAAGGAGUUGAAGGAGGAGGAAAUGCACCACUACAUUCGCCUGGCCGAUGAAGAUCGCCAACGCUUCGAACGCGAGUAUGAGGAGUGGAGGACUCAACGGGCAACAGCCGGAAAGAAAGAGGAGUCGCUCCAGGUGCUGCUGGACAAGCGGCGUGCCACUCUGGAGAAUACGCUCGCGAGAUUCGCAGGAGUGGCAACGACAAGUACCGAAAGCAAGCCGAAACGCCAAAGAAGGCAGGUACCGAAGCCUCCUCCUGGCUUCCCCAAGCAGCCGGUGAGAUCGGGUUAUGCGCUCUUCUGUUCCGAGCAGAAGGCGGGCGUUGCGGCAAGGAUGUCCCAGUCAACGGAAGAGGCGGCUGCCGUGGAAGGAGAAACUGCCGAGCCGAUAGCAGAUCCACCUCAGGCGAAGCCGAAAGGCGUUGCCGUCCUGGGAGAGCUCAAGAAAGCUUGGGGAGAGCUCUCCGCUGAGGAGAUGCGGCAGUACGCUGUGAGAGCCGCCGAGGAUCAAGACAGAUUCCGGCGAGAGCUGGAGGCUUGGCAGGCAGAUCCAGCGAACCAGGACACUGCCGAGGAGUCGGUGAUCCAG